AUGGCACCGAUCCCUCUAUCUCCCGCUCUCAGCAGCGAGGACGUGAACACCUUCCCGUCCGCAGACAACCUUGCAGGAAAGAACGCACUGGUCACUGGCGGAGCUUCAGGAAUUGGCCUCGCCAUCGGGACAACGUUUGCAGAGAAGGGAGCCCAUGUCACAUUGGUCGACAUCAGCGAAGAAGCCGGCAACAAACAUGCCGCAGACCUUCAAUCCCGUGGGCUAAAGGUGCAAUUCGCCCCCGCCGACAUCCGCUCGUGGCGCGCCCAAGUCUCCGCCUUCAAAGCCGCCAUCCAAUUCCAUCCCGCCCAGCGCCUCGACAUCGUCGUCGCCGCCGCCGGCAACUUCUCCACCACCUUCAUCGGCCGCGACGAACAGCCCCUCACUUCCCUCGCCGACGACCCCCCCGAACCUCCCACCAUCGCCUGGGACACCAACGCCAUCGGCACCGGCUUCACCGCAAAACUCUCCCAACUCUACUUCGAGCUCCCGCCGCCCCCCACCACGGAAGGAGAGGAGGAGAAGGAGCAGCAGGAGGAGGAGAAGUCCAACAACGACCCCAAAUCCCUCAUCCUCGUCGCCUCCCUCGCCGCCUACGUCGACAUCCCCCUCAUGGCCGCCUACACCAGCUCCAAAUACGCCGUGCGCGGCCUCUUCCGCAGCAUCCGGCCGCUCCUCGCCGCGCGCGGCAUCCGCGUCAACCUGCUCGCGCCGUGGGCGAUCCCCACGCCCAUGACGGCCGAAUGGAUGCCGCUGUCGCGGGCGGUCGGCGCGCCCGAGGGCCGCAUGGAGCAGGCGGUGGGGGCGGCGCUGAGGUGUGCGAGCGACGCCGGCGUGGUCGGACGCGCGUUGGCGGUGGGGCCGCAUCGCGUGCUGGAUUUGGGGGAUGAUGUGGAGGGGUGGGAUGCGGGGAGGGCGAUGGGGGUCGAGAUGUUGGGGGGUGAUAUUAAGGGCUGGGAGGUGCAGGUUGAGGGGAUGGAAGGGAAAAUGCUCGAUGCUUGGGACGAGGAUCAUCAGCAGGCAGAGGCGGUAAAAUCCCGGUGGUGGCGGGGAAGAAGACUGGGACAGGCAAUCGAUAUCCGGCGACCCACCAUACCACCGCCAACAUAUGAUUACCAAUCAGCUGUCAGCUUCCUCUUCAUGUCGAAUGCGUACCCCGCAUCAGCCAGUCGCAAACUGCGGCACGCUUCCCUCACAACAAUAAUGUCUGGCAAGAAAGUCUUCAUCGUUGGGCCCGGCUUCAUCGGCUGGAACGUGCUCGACCUGCUCGUCGCCGAAGGCUACCACGUCACCGGCCUUGUGCGCCGCGAGCAGCACGCCGCGGGAAUCAAAAAGUCGGGCGCGGAGGCAGUCUUCGGCGACCUAGACGACAAGCCGCUCAUCACCCAGCACACAGCAGAGUCCGACAUCGUCAUCCACACGGCUACAGCCGACCACCUCGCCUCAGUCGAAGCCAUCCUCGACGGGAUCCGCCAACGCGCCGCCACCAACAACCACACCAUCUACAUCCACACGUCCGGCACCUCCCUCCUCGACGACAACGCCCUCGGCGCCUUCAAAAGCCCCACCAUCUACACCGACGCCUCCCCCUCCACCAUCGACGCCCUCCCCUCCACGCAGCCCCACCGCUUCGUCGACCUCGCCAUCGCCCACGCCGCCCGCCACGACGCCCUCCUCAGCACCCCCAACGCCAAACUCGCCAUCAUGAUCCCGCCCGAGAUCUACGGCUGGAACGCGUCCCACCAGCGCCUCACGAUCCAGCUCCCGACCAUCGCGCGCUUCGCGCUCGCGCGCGGGUGGGCCGGCCACGUCGGCCGCGGCUUCAGCGUCGAGUCGCAGAUCCACGUCAAAGACUUGGCGCGGGCGUACGUCGUGCUGCUGCACGCGCUCGAGCGGAGCCGCGACGACGCCGCCGGCGACGACGGCGCCUGGCUCCGGCGCAACCCGUACUUUUUCUGCGAGAACGGCCGCGAGUUCUCGUGGAAGGAGGUCGCGGACGGCGUGGCGGCGAGCCUGGUCAAGGCGGGGAGGCUGCCAGUGCCGCACGACGACGACGACGGCGCGGAGCUGGUCCGCGAGUUCGAUCGCGAGGCCGGGGAUUGGGAUCAGUUGUUUGCGGCGGGGACGGGGCCGGCCAUCGGGCUUAAUUCGAGGAGUAGGGCUGUGAGGCUGAGAGAGAUGGGAUGGGCGCCGGUUGAGAAGGGUAUUUGGGAGAGUUGGGAGGAGGACGAGCUGCCUGCGGUGCUGAGGGAGUGGGAUGCGAGGCCUGAGGCGGACCGGACGAGUGCGUAUAUGGCGAGGGUGGUGUGA
Diplodia corticola is the source of this 2310-nucleotide messenger RNA. Its product is annotated as nad dependent epimerase dehydratase family protein. The transcript has 5 exons. Gene Ontology annotation, molecular function: oxidoreductase activity. The coding region runs from base 1 to 2310 and encodes 769 amino acids. The record is from RefSeq and is a predicted model, not a curated record. Lineage: Eukaryota; Fungi; Ascomycota; Dothideomycetes; Botryosphaeriales; Botryosphaeriaceae.